AUGCAUAUCGCUGCCGUCCUAGAGAUCGAAGGCGAGCUGAUCCCGGCGCUGCGCAGCCUGCGGACGGCACUACAGGCCAAGGUGGACGACUUCGAGGCCAAGAAGAUCAUCAAGAUUGGGCGCACCCACCUGCAGGACGCCACCCCCCUGACGCUGGCGCAAGAGUUCAGCGGCUACGUCGCGCAGCUCGACUUCGGCAUCAAGCGCGUUGAGAGCUCGCUACCAGACCUGCGUCUCCUGGCGCAGGGCGGCACCGCAGUCGGGACGGGUAUCAACACGUUUGAGGGCUUCGCCGAGGGGAUCGCGGAGGAGGUCAGCAAGAUGACAGGCACCGAGUUUAAGACGGCGCCAAACAAGUUCGAGGCGCUGGCGGCGCACGAUGCCAUCGUGCAGGCGCACGGCAGCCUCAACACGCUUGCGGCAUCGCUCAGCAAGAUUGCGCAGGACAUCCGCUACCUGGGCAGCGGCCCGCGCUGCGGACUCGGCGAGUUGGUGCUGCCCGAGAACGAGCCUGGGAGCUCCAUCAUGCCCGGCAAGGUCAACCCGACGCAGUGCGAGGCGCUCACCAUGGUGUGCGCGCAGGUCAUGGGCAACCACGUGGCGUGCACCAUCGGCGGCAUGAACGGCCAGUUCGAGCUCAACGUCUAUAAGCCGCUGGUGAUCCGCAACCUGUUGCACAGCGUCCGGCUGCUAUCGGACGGCAUGCGUAGCUUUGAGCGCAACCUGGUGGUUGGGCUCCAGGCGAACGAGGAGAAGAUUGCUAGCAUCAUGAAGGAGUCGCUUAUGCUGGUUACGUGCCUCAACCCCAAGAUCGGCUACGACAUGGCCAGCAAGGUGGCCAAGAACGCGCACAAGAAGGGCUUGACGCUCAAAGAGAGCGCCAUGGAACUGAAGGCGCUAACUGAGGAGGAGUUUGACACCCUCGUCAAGCCUGAGCUCAUGGUCGGCCCCAAGCCGUAUAAGGGUUAA
Chaetomium globosum CBS 148.51 is the source of this 969-nucleotide messenger RNA. RefSeq lists its product as uncharacterized. Gene Ontology annotation, biological process: malate metabolic process; fumarate metabolic process; tricarboxylic acid cycle. Lineage: Eukaryota; Fungi; Ascomycota; Sordariomycetes; Sordariales; Chaetomiaceae. Bases 1 to 969 code for a protein of 322 amino acids. The transcript has 2 exons. Gene Ontology annotation, molecular function: fumarate hydratase activity. Gene Ontology annotation, cellular component: tricarboxylic acid cycle heteromeric enzyme complex; mitochondrion. The record is from RefSeq and is a predicted model, not a curated record.